AUGGCUCCCCCCGGGGGUUUGCACGUGGGCAAGGCCCCAGGGGAGGGGGCAGCACAACCGGGCCACACAAGCCCAGGAAAGGGCUCGGGAGUUCCAAAAAGCAGCGCCACAAUCCUUCCCCCGGUCAAAGUGCGCCUCCCCAAGGCUUUUAGCCCGUCCGCAUUCGGACACGGGGGUGCCAAAAAGGUGCACCCAGAGCCGGGGGCGCAGAGCCCGACCGCCGGUCAGAAUGCCGUCACGUUUGAAAGCUCCCCGUCCCGGAAGACCAGUCACGAGGAGAAGAGCGCGCUUGUGCUUGGGGGCUUGCAGAAGCUGCCCUCGCUGAAGAUUGAGGGCAGCAACCGCGCGCGGUUGUUGAUCGAGGAACCGUCGCAGUCGCCGACAACAUUUGGGCCCCUGCCUCUGCCUGCGUCUCCUAUUUCAGCAGCCCCCCAAAUCAAAUUUGAAUCAGAGCCCAAGCUGGGGUAUGAUCCGCUCAACACGGGGAGCUUCCCGCCGCGGCCAGCAACGUGGCUGCUGUUUACCAAGGGUAAAAGCGGGCAAGAACAAUUGCAAACAGAGGCAAAAGCUGGGGAUGCUGAAAAUGGGGCAGCCCCAAAUGGAGCUCAUGCGCAGCUGGAGCUGUUUGACGAUCCGAGCCAGGACCUGGUGCACCCGGCUGUGUACAUCCGCCAGGCUCACGAGAGGGGCGAGGCGGGCGCUGUUGCCAAGUCGCGCUACUUUGACACGAGCGGCCAGCAGACCUGGGCAGCAUGCACAGUCAUCCAGUACCAGGCAGAGGAUGACAGUUACCUCAUUGAGUGGCAGAAGACGGGCAAGCGCAAGCAUGUCAAGAGGCAAGCGCCAAUCUUGUUGAACCUGCUAUUCGACUUCGAGGAUGAGAGUAUCUUCCGGAGGAGGAUGCAGGCAGCAGAGGAGGAGCGGGUACGACAAGAGGAAAUUGCGCGGUACUACGCGUUCAUUGCUGGGCAGCCGUUCGACAACCCGGACCGCCUGGACGAGGACUUCAAGCAGCGGCUGAUGUACCUGGCCGGGUGGCAGAUGUCGCACAAGCUCAUCUCCGUGGUCGACGACUACUAUGAAGCUGCGCGGGAGGACUACCAGUUUGCGGUGAAGCGUGCGAUCGUGGAAGAAGCCUUCUUUCACGGGCCGCCCAACAAGCGGCUCAAGCUGGAGGAGAUGGGGGUGCAGCCGGAAGAUAACGUCCGGCCAUUGCCAGCGCAAGGGUGCGUGAGCGUUCCGUACGGCCCAGAAGGUUUCGCGGCCGCGCUGGACAGCAUCCGCAAGACGCUGUGUAUUGGGGACGGGGGCUGCCUGGCGGCGCUGCAAAAGUACUUCACGGAAAUGGACGUCUCCAAUGUGCUCAUGAUCGACCCCAAACUUGCGCGCGUUGCGCGCCCCGCGCUGCUGCAGACGUACGCGGACGCGCAGACUGAGGAGAUGGACGACGCCGCGGACAAGCUCAAGCAAGAGUGGGUCCCCCGGGUGGUGAGCAUGGUGGAGGACCUGUGCCCGCAGGUGGGCGAGUCGCUCACCCCCGAGCGGAAGGAACUUUUGGUGCGAUUCGUGCGGCGACUGGCGCUCGUCAUGACCGCGCAGCUGCGCGCCGUCGUACAGCAGAGCCUCGAAGCCUUCGUCCAGAUCUGGGAGCAGUUUGCCGCGGCCGAACCCGCGGCCGCGUCCGAAGCGCACGCGCCCGCGUCGCCGCGAGGGGGCAGCCACACUGCGCGGCCGACGCAGGCGCGGGCACGCGCAUUGUGCGACCCAGUCUUCGAGGUGCAGUUGACGGUGGACCGGGACCGGUUCGAGUUUGUGCCGAAGCUGAGCGAGCUCGAAGGAACGAUCCUUCAAUUGUUUGACUCCAUCAUCGAGAAGGCCUCCAACGUGGAUGACGUCACGACGCGGCUGGCCGUCCUGUUCGACAUCUACGAGCCGAGCCCCAUGAAGACGCUCACCGCGGGCGAGCCCUUCGCGGCCGCGCGGCGCGCGCGCGUGCAGGAGGUUUUGCAGGAGAACAUGGUGGGGCCGCAGGAGCUCGCGGGCGCUUACGGGCGGUACCAGAGCCUGGUCAGCAUGGAUGCGGCCAAGUAUUUGGAGGAGUGGGCCGGGGAGAAGAAUUCUCUGGACAAGUACGAGGACGAGAUCACGCGGCAUAACAGGGUUGCGGAGGCGGUGCUGGAGGAGAGCGACAGCCACGUGCCGUUCCGCAUGGUGGUCGUCAACUGCACCCAGGUGCGCGCAUCGCUGCGCGAGAAGGCCCUGCAGCUCGCGCAGAUGCUCAUGGCGCAGGUGCUCAAGACCACCUCCGACCGCAACCGCUUCCUCUGCGAGCGCUUCGCGGAGAUCCAAACGGAACUGCAAAAGGACCUCAAGACCGCGGAAGACCUGGACGAGCUGCGCAAGUACCUGGCCGCCUCGCGUAAGGAGAUGGCCGCGCUCGAGAAGGACAUCGCGGAGAGCGCGGCCGCGUGGGAGCUGCUGGAGCGCCUCGAGUUCGAGGCGGGUGACGCGGCCGCGGACCUCCACUGGGCGACCGCCGCGUGGCCGCAGCGCAUGCAGGCCGCGCUCCAGGAGUGCGAGGCGCGGCUCGCGGGCGCGCGCACCGCGUUCACCAAGGAGCUCGCGCGCGACCAGCGCGCGCUGCUGGAGAACAUCGACGCGAUCGCAGCGGACGUGAAGCAGUUCAUCGUGCAAGGGGACCUUGAUCAGGUGGAGGAGCGCGUCGCGUACGUGCAAGACAUCGAGGCGAAGCUGGCGCAGUGCGCGGCCGCGGCGGACCUUUACAACGCGCGCGAGGCGAUCUUCGCGCUCCCCGCGAGCGAGUACCCGCAGCUCAAGGACAUCCAAAAGGAGUUCGAUCCGUACGCCACGCUCUGGCGCACCGCCGGCGAAUUCACGACUGCGCUGCCCGGCUGGAUGGACGGACCGUUCACGGACCUGGAUGCGGACGCGGUCACCGCGGACAUGGACAAGUGGAGCAGGGCGACCUCCAAGUCCCUGAAGCAGGUCUCCGGGGCCGCCGUAGACGUGGCGGGGCAGCUCAAGUCGCGUGUGGAAUCGUUCCAGGGCCAUCUGCCCAUGAUCGUGGCGCUGCGCAACCCGGGGAUGCGCGACCGCCACUGGGCCAAGCUCUCGGACGCCGUCGGCUUCCCCGUACGCGCGGACGCCAACUUCAGCGUCAGCCGCGCGCUCGCGCUCAAUCUCAACACCAAGCUGACUGCGCUCGAGGAGGUGAGCGAGUUCGCGAGCAAGGAGUACAGCCUGGAGCGCACGCUGGACAAGAUGCAGGGCGAGUGGGCGGGCGUCAAGUUCGACUACAUCAAGUGGCGGGAAACUGGGACGUGCAUACUGCGCGGAUUGGACGAGCUGCAAAUGCUAUUGGACGACCAGAUCGUGAAAACGCAGAGUAUGCGCGCGUCGCCGUAUAUUGGGCCGUUCGAGGACCGCGUGAAGCUGUGGGAGGCGAAGCUGAACACGAUGCAGGAGAUCGUGGACGAGUGGCUCAAGUGCCAGCAGGCCUGGCUCUACCUGGAGCCCAUCUUCGGCAGCGAGGACAUCAUGCAGCAAAUGCCGUCGGAGGGGCGCAAGUUCCGCGCGGUGGACACCACGUGGCGGCGCACGAUGGAGAAGGUGGCGAAAAAUCCGGAGGCCAUGGUGGUCGCGUCGGACGAGGAGCUGCUGAAGAACCUGCAGGAGGCCAACAAGCUGCUGGACCUCGUGCAAAAGGGACUGUCAGACUACCUCGAGACCAAGCGGCUCGCAUUCCCCAGGUUCUACUUCUUGUCCAACGACGAGCUGCUGGAGAUUCUGAGCGAGACCAAGGACCCGCUGCGCGUGCAGCCGUUCCUCAAAAAGAUCUUCGAGGGCAUCAACGGUCUGGAGUUCCAGGAGAACAUGGACGUCACCGCAAUGCUCUCCGACGGCGGCGAGAAGGUCGAAUUCGUGCGGACGUUCAACCCCAAGAGCGCUGGGGGGCAGGUGGAGAAGUGGCUGAUCGAGGUGGAGGCGGUGAUGCGCGAGAGCCUGCGCGCGGUCACGCGCCGCGCGUUCGACGCGUACGCCGUAACGGAGCGGUCGCAGUGGAUCUUCCAGUGGCCGGGCCAGGUCGUCAUCUGCGGCUCGCAGAUGUACUGGACAGCGGAGGUCGCGGCCGCCAUCCGCGCCCACACCGUGCGCGAGUACGAGGACCAGUGCACCGCCCAGCUGCAAGAGGUGGUAAAGAAAGUGCGCGGCAAGCUGAGCAAGGUGGACCGCCAGACCGUCGGCGCGCUGGUGGUGAUCGACGUGCACGCGCGCGACGUCGUCCGCAACCUGGCGGACGCGGGCGUGUCCGACGAGUCCGACUUUGAGUGGAUGAGCCAGCUGCGGUACGGAUACGAAGAUGGCGCAAUCAUGGUCCGCAUGAUCAAUGCGGCGCUUGCGUAUGCGUUCGAGUACCUGGGCAACAGCAGCCGCCUCGUCAUCACACCGCUUACUGACAGGUGCUACCGCACCCUGAUGGGCGCCCUUCACCUGAACCUGGGCGGAGCGCCGGAGGGCCCCGCCGGAACCGGAAAAACGGAGACGACCAAGGAUCUGGCCAAGGCGAUUGCUAUGCAGUGCGUGGUGUUCAAUUGUAGUGACGGGCUGGAUUACCUGGCCAUGGGCAAGUUCUUCAAGGGACUCGCCAGUAGCGGCGCCUGGGCCUGCUUCGACGAGUUCAACCGGAUCGACCUCGAGGUGCUGAGUGUGAUCGCGCAGCAAAUCCUGACGAUCCAGCGCGCCAAGGCGGCGCACCUCAAGACGUUCGAGUUUGAGGGCACCAAGCUCUCCCUGCGUGACACGUGCAGCGUGUUCAUCACCAUGAACCCGGGCUACGCCGGACGGUCCGAGCUGCCGGACAACCUUAAGGCGCUAUUCCGGACGGUGGCCAUGAUGGUCCCCGACUACGCGCUAAUUUCGGAGAUCACGCUGUACUCGUUUGGCUAUCUGGAGGCCCGUGACCUUGCGCGCAAGCUGGUGGCCACGUACAAGCUGUGCAGCGAACAGCUGUCCAGCCAGAACCACUACGACUACGGUAUGCGCGCUGUGAUCAGCGUGCUGCGGGCGGCGGGCGCCGUGAAGCAGAAGUUCCCCGACGAGAAGGAGGGCAUCCUCAUGCUCAAGUCGCUCAAGGACGUGAACCUGCCCAAGUUCCUGGCCCAGGACAUCCCGCUGUUUGAGGGUAUUCUGUCCGACUUGUUCCCCGGGGUGGUCCUCCCCACCCCCGACUACAACCGGCUGCGCGAGGCGUGCAUCGCCAACUGCCACAAGCUAAAGCUGCAGCCGACGCCGGUGUUCCUGGAGAAGAUCUUCCAGCUCUACGAGAUGAUCCUCGUGCGCCACGGACUUAUGCUGGUGGGCCUGUCUUACGGCGCCAAGACGAGCGCGUACCGCGUGCUGGCGGGCGCGCUGACGGACAUGCACGAGUCGGGCGACAUGGAGAACCGCACGCGCUGCCACGUCAUCAACCCCAAGUCGGUGUACAUCGGGCAGCUGUACGGCCAGUUCGACGCGAUCAGCCACGAGUGGAAGGACGGCGUGCUGGCCAAGACCUUCCGAACCGCCGCCGUCGACACCAGCCCCGACCGCAAGUGGAUCCUCUUCGACGGGCCGGUCGACGCGGUGUGGAUCGAGAACAUGAACACGGUGCUGGACGACAACAAGAAGCUGUGCCUCAUGAGCGGCGAGAUCGUCCAGAUGACGUCAUCCAUGAACAUGAUCUUUGAAGUGGCAGACCUAGCGCAAGCCUCCCCCGCUACCGUCAGCCGUUGCGGCAUGGUUUACGUGGAGCCCAGUCAGAUCGGCUGGCGGCCGCUCAAACAGUCGUGGGCGGCCGGCGUGUGCCUGGCCAACAACGAAGCCGCGAUGGGAACCCUAGAGGCGCUCUUCGAGUGGCUGGUGGACCCCUGCCUCCGGUUUAUCCGGAAGGAGUGCCGCGAGCUGACCCCGACGUCGGACAUCAACCUCCCGCAGAGCCUGAUGCACAUGUUCGAUAGCUUAUUGGACGAGUUCCGGCAGGCGGAAAACCCGGAAAAGGGCGGAAAACCCGGGGAGAAAACAAAGGGGGGGGGCGACCACGGGGGAAACAAGGCCCUUCCGGCCCCGCAGGGAAAGGACCUCGACUCUUGGCUUCACAGCCUGUUUGUGUUUUCGCUAGUGUGGUCGGUAGGCGGUACGACGGACGUGGAAGGCCGGCAGAAGUUCGACAAAUUCGUGCGCCGGUUGCUCGCGCAGAACGACGAACUAGGUGUGGAUCUCGGUCCGGGGCUGGAGAUCAAGAAGCCGGCGUUCAAGUUGGCGGUGCCGUUCCCGGAGGAAGGCCUCGUGUAUGAUUACGUGUUUGACAAGAGGGAAGGCGCGUGGCGGGCCUGGCUCAAGACCAUCGACUUGACGCCGCCCUCCGUGGACUCUGCCUUCCAUGAGAUCAUCGUGCCCACGAUUGACACCGCGCGCUACUCGUACCUGCUGGAGCUGCUCGUCACGCACGGCCGCCACGUGUUGUUCGCCGGCAACACCGGGACCGGCAAAACCGUCUACGUCAAGCACAUGCUGACGUCAGGCCUCGACAAGAACGUGUACCAGAACAUCAUGUCGACAUUCAGCGCGCAGACCAACGCCAACCAGACGCAGGACAUCAUCGAUUCCAAGUUGGAUAAGCGGAGAAAGGGCGUGUAUGGGCCGCCAUUCGGGAUGAAGUGUGUCAUCUUUGUGGACGAUCUCAACAUGCCGGCGCUCGACAAGUACGGCAGCCAGCCGCCCAUCGAGCUGCUGCGCCAGUGGAUGGACCACGGCGGUUGGUAUGACCGGGAGGACAACUCGUUCAAGCAGCUGGCGGACAUUCAGUUUGUGGCUGCGAUGGGCCCCCCGGGGGGCGGGCGCAACCCGGUGACCGCCCGGUACCUGCGGCACUUCCACAUGGUGUCCAUCACCGACUUCGACGCGGGGAGCCUCUCCUCCAUCUUCAAAACCAUCUUCGACUGGUGGGUCCGCCGGGCGCGCCUUUCCGGCGACCUGGCCAGCCUGGGCCCCGCCAUCGUGGACGCCACGAUCGACAUCUACCAGGCCAACCAGCGCGAGCUGCUACCCACGCCCGCCAAGAGCCACUACACGUACAACAUGCGCGACCUCUCCAAAGUCUUCCAGGGCAUGGCCAUGGUCGAUUCCGGUCUGGACGACCGGAAGAGCCUGGCCCGGCUGUGGGCCCACGAGUGCUUGCGCGUGUUCCACGACCGGUUGGUGUCUACCGAGGACCGGGAGUGGUUUAUCAAGUACAUGAAGGGGCAGGUGGAGCAGCGGCUGAACCAGCGGUGCGAGCAGGUGUUUGUGGGGCCGGAGGGGGCGGGGUUGGGAGUUGACGACGCGGUGCGGCAGCUCACGUUCGGCGACUUUAUGGACCCGAACGCGGACCCGAAGAGGUACACGGAGGUGCAGGACGGCGCGCGGCUGCUCGCGGUAAUGGAGGAGUAUUUAACGGACUACAACACGCAGAGCAAGACGCCGAUGCCGCUGGUGCUGUUCCAGUACGCGGCGCAGCACGUGUGCCGCAUCAGCCGCGUCAUCCGGCAGCCCUUCGGCAACGCGCUCCUCGUCGGCGUCGGCGGCAGCGGCCGCCAGUCGCUCACCAAGCUCGCGGCCGCCAUGGCGGGCUGCAACCUCUAUCAGGUGGAGAUCAGCAAGAGCUACGGCAUGACCGAGUGGCACGAGGACCUGAAAGCCGUGCUCAAGCGCGCGGGGGGCGACAACCAGUCCACCGUCUUCGUUUUCAGCGACACGCAGCUCAAAGAAGAAGCCUUCUUGGAAGACAUCAACAACAUUCUGAACACGGGAGAAGUGCCCAACCUGUUUGCGAAGGACGAGCUGAUCAACAUGCAAGAGAUGGUGCGCUCGCGCGCGAAGAAAGCCGGCCGCGACGGCAGCGCGGGCGAGCUGUACCGGUUCUUCGUGGACGCGUGCCGCCAGAACCUGCACAUGGUCAUCUGCAUGAGCCCCGUCGGGGACGCCUUCCGCACGCGCCUGCGCAUGUUCCCGUCGCUGGUCAACUGCUGCACCAUUGACUGGUUCAGCGAGUGGCCCGAGUCCGCGCUGCAGUCCGUCGCUUCCAAGUUCCUAUCGACGGUCGAGAUGGACCGCCCCGAGACACGUGGCGCCGUGGUGGACAUGUGCAUGCUGUUCCACCAGAACGUGCGCAGCCUGGCCGCGCGCUUCCAGCGCGAGCUCCAGCGCAACGUGUACGUCACGCCGACGUCAUACCUGGAGCUGAUCACGACGUACCAGACGCUGCUCGCGAGCAAGCGGCAGGAGGUGCAGACCAAGCUGCGCCGAUACGAGGUGGGGCUGGAGAAGCUGCUGGGCGCGGAGGGCCAGGUGAGCGUGAUGAAGCAAGAGCUGGAAGCGCUUCAGCCCGUGCUGAUCCAGACUGCCAAAGAGACGGACGAGCUCCUGGUGGUCAUCGCGCGGGAGACCAAGGACGCGGAAGCGACGCGUUCCGUCGUGGAGGAGGAGGAGCGGAUCGCGAACGGAAAGGCGAGCGAGGCGAAGGCGAUCAAGGACGACUGCGAGCAGGAGCUGGCGGUCGCCAUGCCGCUCCUGGAGAGCGCGCUGUCCGCGCUGGACACGCUCACCAAGGGGGACGUCACUGAGGUGAAGGCGAUGAAGAACCCCCCCGCGGUGGUGAAGCUGGUGAUGGAGGCGUGCUGCAUCAUGAAGGGCGUGAAGCCGAAGCGCAUCCCGGACCCCAAGGAGCCCACCAAGCGCAUCGACGACUACUGGUCGCCCGCGCAGCAAAUGCUCGCCGACACCGCAUUCCUGCCCAGCCUCAAGGCGUACGACAAGGACAACAUCCCCGCGGAGGUCAUUGAGCGCAUCCGGCCGUACCUUGCCAUGCCCGAGUUUGACCUGGUGUCCAUCAAAAAGGCGUCCAACGCAGCCUACGGCCUCGCCGCCUGGAUCAAAGCCAUGGAGUCAUACGACCGGGUCGCAAAGGUGGUCGCCCCUAAGAAAGCGAAGCUGGCGCAAUCCACGGCCGAGUUCGAGGCGCUGAUGGCGGCGCUCAAGGUGAAGAAGGCGCAGCUGAAAGAGGUGGAGGACAAGUUGGCGGCGCUGAACGCGCAGCUGCAGGAGAUGGAGGCCAAGAAGCUGCAACUAGAGAAGGACGUCGACCUCUGCUCCAAGAAACUGUCGCGCGCGGAGAAGCUCAUCGGCGGCCUGGGCGGGGAGAAGAUCCGUUGGACCGCGGUCGCCGAGGAGCUGCGGAAGGACUACACAAACCUCACCGGGGACGUGCUGCUGUCGAGCGGCUACGUGGCAUAUUUGGGGCCGUUCACGGUCACGUACCGCGAUCAGAUGCUGGAGGAAUGGGCCAAGGCGUGCCGGUCUAAGAGCAUUCCGUGCAGCGACCACUUCAAGCUGGUCAACACGCUGGGAGACCCGGUUAGGAUACGGGACUGGAUCAUCAACGGGCUGCCUAACGACGGGUUUAGUAUCGACAACGGGAUUAUCAUGAGCGUCGCGCGGCGGUGGCCGCUGCUGAUCGACCCGCAGGGGCAGGCCAACAAGUGGAUCAAGGCGACCGAGAAGAAGAACAACCUCGAGGUGAUGAAGCUGAGCGACGGCGACUUCGUGCGGCGGCUGGAGAACUGCAUCCAGUUCGGGUACCCGGUUCUUCUUGAGAACGUGGGCGAGGAGCUAGACCCGACGCUGGAACCGCUGCUGCUGAAGGCUAUAUUCAAGUCGGGCGGCGCGGACUGCAUCCGAUUGGGCGACUCGACGAUCGAGUACUCCCACAACUUCCGCUUCUACAUGACCACCAAGCUGCGCAACCCGCACUACCUGCCCGAAGUCAGCGUGAAGGUAUGCCUGCUCAACUUCAUGAUCACGCCGGAAGGUUUGGAGGACCAAGUUCUCGGCAUGGCGGUCGCCAAAGAACGACCCGACCUGGAAGAGGAGAAGACGCAGCUGGUGUUGCAGUCCGCGGAGAACAAGCGGCAGCUGAAAGAGAUUGAGGACAAGAUCAUCGAAGUGCUGAGCAGCAGCGAGGGCAACAUCCUGGAAGACGAGACCGCAAUCGACGUCAUCAGCAGCAGCAAAACGCUGUCGGUGGACAUCGCUGAGAAACAGAAAAUCGCGGAGAAGACGGAGGUCAAGAUCGACGAGGCCCGCCGGGGGUACAUACCGGUCGCCCAACACGUGGCGUCACUGUUCUUCACGAUUUCCGACAUGGCAAGCAUCGAGCCCAUGUACCAGUACAGCCUAACCUGGUUCAUUAACCUCUUCCUAACCUGCGUGGCGGAGAGCGAGAAGAGCAGCGACCUGGGUCAGCGGAUCAAGAACCUGAACGACUACUUCACGUACGCGCUUUACUGUAACGUCUGCCGGAGUCUCUUUGAGAAAGACAAGCUCCUAUUUGGGUUGCUAUUAGCGGUGACCAUUCUUGGGCGCGCGGGGCAAGUCGACCGGACGGAAUUCCGCUUCCUCAUCACCAGCGGAGUGGGCGUCACACAGAAACUGGGCCCAAACCCUGCCACGUGGCUCUCGGAGAAGCAGUGGGUGGAGAUGGGCCGCCUGGGGGAGCUCCCUGCUUUCGCGGGCCUUGCUCAGUCGUUCGCGGAGAACCCGGGCGCUUGGGAGCCAAUUUACACCAGCACCGAGCCUCAGAACGAGGCCCUCCCUGGCGCGUGGGCGGCCGCGCUGUCGCCGUUCCAGCGGCUGCUGGUGCUGCGCAUAUUCCGGCCGGAUAAGCUGGUGGCGGCCAUUACGCUAUACGUCAUGAAGGCCAUGGGCCAGAAGUUCGUGGAGCCGCCGCCGUUCGAUCUGGCGCGCUCGUACGCCGACUCGAGCGCAGUUACACCGCUCAUCUUCGUCCUUUCCCCCGGGUCGGAUCCUAUGGCCGCUCUACUCAAGUUUGCCGAGUCUCUGAAGCAACCGGUUCAGAGCAUUUCCCUCGGGCAAGGGCAGGGCCCCAAGGCGGCCGCGAUGAUCGCCGACGCGGCCGCGUCCGGCGCGUGGGUUGUGCUCCAGAAUUGCCACCUGGCAGUCUCCUGGAUGGCCACAUUGGAACGGAUCUGCGAGGGGCUUAGCCCGGAUUCCGUUCAUCCGUCGUUCCGGCUUUGGUUGACCAGCUACCCCAGCGAGCAUUUCCCGGUUACGGUACUGCAGAGCGGGGUUAAGAUGACCAACGAGCCGCCCAAGGGGUUAAGAGCAAACAUGCUGAAGAGUUACAUGUCUGACCCAAUUUCGGACCCCAGCUUCUUCGGCGGGUGCGACGCGAGCGAGCGCGGACCCGCCUGGCGGAAGCUCCUCUUCGGCCUCUGCUUCUUCCACGCCUUCGUCCAGGAGCGGCUCAAGUUCGGCCCGCUGGGGUGGAACAUCCCAUACCAGUUCAGCGACCCGGACCUGAAGAUCAGCAUGCAGCAGCUGGCCAUGUUCCUCAACGAGUUCCCCGGCGCCGUCCCUUUCCCCGCGCUCGUCUACCUCACCGGCGAGUGCAACUACGGCGGCCGCGUGACCGACGCGCACGACCGGCGCACGCUGAUGAGCAUCCUGCGCAACAUCUACACGCCCAGGAUACUGGACAACGAGUACCUCUUCUCGCCCUCGGGCAUCUACUACGCGCCCCCCGACUGCAGCUACGGCGGUUACCUGGAGCACAUCAAGCAGUUCCCGCUCAUCUCGCUCCCCGAGGUCUUCGGCCUGCACGCCAACGGCGACAUCACCAAAGACCAGCAGGAAACCGACCAGCUGCUCGCGAGCAUUCUGCUGACGCAGAGCCGCGCGGCCGCGGCCGGCGGGCGCAGCAAGGAGGAAACCCUGCUGGAGGUCGCGGGCGACAUCCUCGCGCGGCUGCCGCCCGCGUUCGACCUGGAGCUGGCCGGAUUCCGCUUUCCGGUGUGCUACGAGGAGAGCAUGAACAGCGUGCUGUGCCAGGAGAUGGUGCGCUACAACCGCCUGACUGACGUCAUCCGGAGCAGCUUGCGCAGCCUGCAGAAGGGGCUCAAGGGGCUGGUGGUGAUGUCAGCCGAGAUGGAGCAGCUCGCGGCCGCGAUGUACGUGGGGCGCAUUCCGGCCGCGUGGGCGGCCAAGAGCUAUCCCUCGCUUAAACCCCUCUCGAGCUACGUGGACGAACUGCUGGAGCGGCUCGGGAUGCUGCAGAAGUGGAUGGACAACGGGCCGCCCGCCAAGUUCUGGAUCAGCGGCUUCUACUUCACGCACGCGUUCCUGACGGGCGUCCUCCAGAACUACGCGCGCAAGUACAAGAUCCCGAUCGACACCGUCGGGUUCGACUUCGAGUGCAUGCCGCCCGGGGAGUACGAUACGAAACCGGAGGACGGGGCAUAUGUGACCGGGAUGUAUUUAGAAGGCGCCCGGUGGGACAGCGAGAAAAUGCAGCUGGCGGAGUCGCUGCCCAAGGUGCUGUAUUCGCCCGCCCCGGUUAUGUGGCUGAAACCGGUAGAGCUGAGCAAGAGGAGGGAGUUCCCGCACUACUCGUGCCCGGUUUACAGAACGACAGAGAGGCGGGGCGUGCUCGCGACCACCGGCCACUCGUCGAACUUCGUGAUGGAGGUGAAGAUGCCCACUGACGUGGCGCCCGAUCAUUGGAUCAGGCGGGGAGUCGCGAUGCUGCUGUCGCUCAGUCAAUAA
Molecule: messenger RNA, 12657 nt
Organism: Klebsormidium nitens
Lineage: Eukaryota; Viridiplantae; Streptophyta; Klebsormidiophyceae; Klebsormidiales; Klebsormidiaceae
Source: the annotation of a GenBank genome assembly